Thrips palmi is the source of this 2343-nucleotide messenger RNA. It is a transcript of the gene Smyd3, whose product is annotated as histone-lysine N-methyltransferase SMYD3. The record is from RefSeq and is a predicted model, not a curated record. The transcript is spliced from 9 exons. Gene Ontology annotation, molecular function: protein binding. Lineage: Eukaryota; Metazoa; Arthropoda; Insecta; Thysanoptera; Thripidae. Bases 399 to 1637 code for a protein of 412 amino acids. Gene Ontology annotation, cellular component: nucleus.
ACAAAUAAUCCCUUCAUUAUAUUGCUAAAUAAGGCACAACAUACUUUUGUAUGAAUAUUGACACUCUUACUCCUUGGAUGUUGUAAAUUGAAAAUGUAUUUGAUUUGAGGGCGUCACUGUUUAAGGAUCAGUAGUUUUUGUCAAGUUACCCUCAGCGAUACAGAAACCACUAAUUCCACAUCUUUUUCAGGCCGGCUGUAUUAAUGAAAAUAUUUUUAUUUGCUCUACUCAAUGGGUUCUACAACUUUGUUCAUUUGUGUACGGUAACAAAGUAUAUUUCCCGGCAGUGACAUGUUUUCCCUACCUUGCUGUUUCCCUUCUUUAGACCAGAGCGUUUCCCACUGUGCCCCAGACUCCCAUGGGACUGUCAAGAUUCAGAUGAUGAGGGGAUUUGGGAUAUGGAUUCUCUUUGGGCUGAAACCAAACUAUCUCAGUGUUCAGGUUGCAAGUAUGUCUUUUACUGUGGGCGUGAGUGCCAGAAAGCAUCUUGGCCUAUACACAAAAAAGAAUGUCCUAAUCUUCGACGAGUUUCUCCACGGAUUGUUCCUGAUGCUGCCAGGCUCCUAGCUCGUAUAAUCUUUCGAUUACAGAAUGGUGGAGAUAAAGAAAAAAGUUAUUAUUCUAAAACAGGUUUUAGAAUGUUCAAGGAUCUCAUGUCCCAUUACUCUGACAUUAAAAAGGACUCAAAGAGGAUGGAGCACUUCACAUCAUUAUGUGCUGUGCUGAUGGAAUAUCUUGGUGAGGGUGCACUCCCCAACUCAGCUGAGCUUUUAGGAAUAUAUGGAAGGAUGGUUGUGAACGGUUUUAACAUUUUAGAUCCAGAGAUGGUAAGCAUCGGCACUGGACUUUACCUGGGCGUAUCUAUCAUUGACCACUCCUGUGACCCGACGGCCCUUGCAGUGUUCACUGGCACCACAAUCCACAUAAGAACACUGCAGACCAUGCCCAUGAUGGAUUGGAGCAAAGUGUUCAUUACAUAUGUUGAUUUGCUCAACUCUGCAAGGGAGCGACAAGAAGAUUUGCAAGCUACCUAUUAUUUCCUUUGCCAAUGUAGCCGUUGUGUAGAUCGUUCAGAGCUAGAGCUUCAGAGGUCAAUGCUUUGUCCAAACGUCAAAUGUGGGGAGCCAGUUCCCAUUUUUCAAACGGAAACAUAUGGGAAAUUGUGCACCAAGUGCAAUGAACAUAUUAAACCUGCUCAGAUCAGUGAAUACCUUGAUAUUGUGGAUUUCUCACAACAACACUUGCAGUCUAUGAAAGAUGUUGCUUAUUUAGAUGUUUGUAAAGUAUGUUUAAAGAAGCAGAACGGACUGUUUCAUCCAAUGAAUUUACUUCGAGUUAAAGCUCUGGAUACUGCAUUUGAAAGUGCAAUCGAUGUUGGCUCAUGGGAGGAUGCCAAGAGACUUGGAGAAGAAGUUGAGCCUGGCUACAGGAAGUACUAUGGCAGCACACAUCCUCUCCUGGGGAUUCUGUACCUAAAGCUUGGCAAGCUGAGCCUCUAUCUUAACUGUGUACAAGAGGCCUUGGACUGGCUGAUCAAAGGGCAGAAUGUUUUGAAAAUAACUCAUGGUGAACGACAUCCUCUCUACAGGAAUGAUCUCCUACCCCUCAUUGCUCAAGCUCGUGAGGAAUUGAGGUGAUCAUUCAGGUGACUGCAUCAUCAAGUUUAUUUUUUCAUUGAUUGGUAUGUAGUAUAGGGCUGAUUUGUUAGAGUUAAGUGUGACGUUAGACAAUUAAAAGGUGUUGUUGAACUGUGAUAGAGGUUAUAAUAAUUGUUCAAUCGGAGGAUGGGAUGGAAUGAUGUCUUUGGUGUGAAGAUGUGUUUUAAAACUAACUGAUUUAACUUAUGAUUGUCAUGUAGAAAAGAAUUCUGCUCUUUUCAUCACAAUAUCAAGUAGGAUGAAAGUGGCUUGCAUUCCAAGAUGUUCCAAGAAAUUGUUCAAUUUUCUGAAUAUCUCAGACCACAAGAAUGUAUCAGGAUCAAGAGAAUGGUAGGCUGUGUACAAGGCGCAAGAUUGUUUCUUUUUGUAUUCAAUCGAAGAUAAAAAUCCUUUGUUUACGUAGAAAUGCAAAGGAUGGUCUGUGUAUUUUGCGAAGGAUGUUUCAAUUAACUAAGUCAUGUUCAAUGCUUUUUGCCUCAUUUAUUGGUUUACAUUAUCAUUCCUCAGUCGCUAAACAAUAACAAAAAUGAUGUUUGUAACAUUGAUAACAAUUUAAAAACUUAUGAAUAAAUAUCAACAGGUAUAGGCAGUUCUGUUCAGAAGUACAUUUUUAUAUCAUUGAUUGUGUUAACAGUAAUUCUCUAGCAAUAAUUUUAUAGGAUGGACCAAUAAGUCUUUACUGUAG